Messenger RNA from Carcharodon carcharias (great white shark), 7568 nucleotides. It is a transcript of the gene mxi1, whose product is annotated as max interactor 1, dimerization protein. NCBI's taxonomy places the organism in Eukaryota, Metazoa, Chordata, Chondrichthyes, Lamniformes, Lamnidae. Gene Ontology annotation, molecular function: RNA polymerase II cis-regulatory region sequence-specific DNA binding; protein dimerization activity; DNA-binding transcription factor activity, RNA polymerase II-specific. The record is from RefSeq and is a predicted model, not a curated record. The coding region runs from base 138 to 782 and encodes 214 amino acids. Gene Ontology annotation, biological process: regulation of transcription by RNA polymerase II. The transcript has 6 exons.
UCCUCCUCUUUUUAACCCUAAUUUUAUUUUAAAAUUAAAAAAAAAUAAUAAAUUCCACCCCUUUUACUUUUUAAUUUUUUUUUAACGUACCUUAUGUAUAUAUAAUAAUUAUAUAUACACGACCAAAUAUAAACAAAAUGAUGAACUCAGUACAAUUAAUCAACAUCCAGAGACUGUUAGAAGCAGCCGAGUAUUUAGAGAGGAGAGAUCGAGAAGCCGAGCACGGAUAUGCAUCGACUUUACCCUGCAAUGUCGAGGGGACCAGGAAGAAAAUGAAAACCAAAAAGAAUUCGAGCAAUAGAUCUACACACAAUGAAUUAGAAAAGAAUCGGCGAGCACACCUUCGUCUCUGUUUAGAGCGAUUGAAAGAACUUAUACCACUGGGUUCAGAGUGUACCAGGCACACGACACUUGGUUUACUCAACAAAGCCAAAGCACAUAUUAAGAAACUUGAAGAGCUGGAUAGGAAGUCGCUGUACCAGAUUGAGCAUCUGGAAAGGGAACAUCGUUUUUUAAAAAGGAGACUGGAACAGCUACAGGGUCUGCCAGAGAAUGAACGAAUACGAAUGGACAGCAUAGGGUCCACCGUCUUCUCUGAUCAUUCAGAUUCAGAACGAGAAGAGAUUGAGGUGGAUGUUGAGAGCACAGAGUUCUCCCAUGGAGACAUGGACGAUAUUAGCACUUCCAGCAUCAGCGACCUUGACGACCACAGCAGCCUCCAAAGUGUUGGUAGUGAUGAAGGCUACUCCAGCUGCAGCAUAAAGCUGUCCUCAUCAAUAUAGACAGGACAACCCUGAAGCUACCUGCAGAUAUGUCUGAGGGAUCACAAUAUGACAAGCUACUUCAGCUUUGGACUUUUGUGGAAAAAUAAUAGGUUAAGGACAUGCGCUUGUACUACAAUACUUAUGCACAAGGCAAUUGCAUUGUUUUGAGGAAAGAAAUAGCUCAUGGUGCAUAGCAUUGUGGCUACAAAGUAUGACCACUAUUCAGAUUGUUUCUUUGUGUAUUCACAGAUAAUCCAUUAGUGUCAAUUUAGUUGGAAAAUACCAGCCUUUUUUUUAAAAUAUUGCACUUUUAAGCUGAAGAGCAUCUUGUUGUGUAGCCCAGAGUUCUGAUGUGAUUUGAACAAUGCCAGAAAGCUUGACUUCCUGACAGUUUGUUUCUAACCUGCACUUGGAGGUCUUCAUUUCCUUUAUAAAACCUGCAGAGAUGUUCUCUUUGUGGAGACCUCACCUAUCAGAUUGUUUAAAAAUCUGUUUACUGUAAAAAAAAAAAUUAACCACCCCAAAUAGAGAUCGAAGAACAUUUUACCAAAUUGGUAAUUUUUGGCUGAUUUUAUUUGGUGUGAAAGAAACAAAAAGUGUAUCUCAGUCCCUUUUGACGCUCCAAGUUUUAUGAAGUUAAAUCAUAGGGACUGUUUUCUCCUUUUUGUUUUUAUUUUUGUUUGUGCUAAUGUUGUGCCUUCUAAGUUGUGCAUUGUGUUGUCAUCAAGUUAGCGUCUCUUAUCUAUUUGUCCCUGCAUGUAUUCAGAGCAGCUUAAAAAUAGUUCAAUCUUAAUCUUUCUUCUUUGCCUCGCUCCAACCUUGGUUCUAUAAUAGAAUGGCCUGAUUACUGUAAGCAUAACCCUGACCUCCCUGUCCCCUUCAGAAGCAGCAACUUGAAGCCCUCAAACCAAUAAAGUUAUUAAAUUAGCUUUGCAGGAAUAGAAACCUAUAAGCUUUGUAUCUGUUUUAGCUGUUGGCAAAUGUGCACAGUGCAGCACACUUGUUAAUGGUAUUCAUAUAGAGAAAUGAAAAAUUCUAUUGUUGCUAUGGUAAAAUCAUAUGUUGGUGUCAGCUAUAAAAGCACUAGAAAUAGAUUCAGGUCUACAACCUGCAUAUUUAGAGCUGUAUCUUGUUAAACUGAAAUUUGAAAACCACUAGGUUUAAUUAGGCAGAGGGUCUUUUGCAUUUGAAUGUAACUUUUGCCCAUACCUGAAGCUCUAGUAUUAAUCAUUUUAGAUCUGAAAUAUUCUCAUUUUUGUUUAAAAAAGAAAAAUUGAGCCACUUUUCAUUUAAAAAUCUUGCCUGUUAUAUUUUCUACAAGUUGCGACUUGAUCUUUUUGCGAUCAGUACUUUUUAAGGCUUCAAGAGUUGAAGUGCAUAUUGGGAAAUUGCAGGCAAAUUGCACAAUGUUUCAUUCAUUAAAAUUUUUUGACCAAAAGUUGUGGGGGGUACACCCGUGAUUUGCCAUUAUCUGCACUUGAUGGGUGAGGGUUCUGUGCUAGAAGCAUGUGCUCUUAAAAUCAACCAGUAAACAAUUUGGGAAAUUAUCAUUUCUCAAAAUAAGUACUUUAUAUUUCAGUUGAACAAAAAAGCACUUCCAUAUAACCAAACAACCCUUCAAUUUUAUGCUAUCAUUACGAAGCUUUUCAGGUCAGGAACCAAGCAUAGGGUAUAGCAUAGAUAAUUGGAAGUGAUCAUUGGAACAUUUGUUUUAGAUGGUUUCCAAAUCCAAAUUUAACUUAAAGCAAUAGUUUUCCUUGUGCUUUGACUAUUUCAGAUGAAUUUUAGAAUUUUGAAAUUUGGAAUAUCUGAAGUAGAUCUAAACUUCAAGUAAACCUGGUCAUCCUUAGUAUAUUUUUUGCCUCUUUGGAGGGAGAAGUUAUUACAGGUUACAGUUUUAACUGGGCUUGUAUAAGUAUUUACAAAAGAUGUUACCGAAAUACAUCAAAUUGCACUAAAGGCAUGUUAUUUACUGCAUUUGUUUUUUGUAAAGUUCCAACCUAAAGCCAUGAAAGGAAGCCAAAAGAAUUUCACGUUUGGGGAAACUCUGAAAAUUUUACAAUGUUUUCAUAGAACUAAAAACAUUAAAGCAGGAAAGAAUUUAAUUCUGGUGCUACUCAAUGAUAGUUAUUUGGGACACAAUGAUAGCAAAAUUUGAAAUUGUUACUUGGUAGUGAGUGUAUAUUUACUAUUCUUACCAGCCCUAUUUGGUUUAGUUAGUUAUCAAGCUCGUAUGGCCAAGAUGCACAUCUGGCAGCUUUGCAAUAUAUUUUAUAGCAUGCUCAGUUUUUUGUUUCCUUCCCUGCCACUUUUCUAAGAAGUGAGCAGAACCUGAAUGUAAAACAAAAGGCAGCUUUUUACCAGAACACUCAGCUACAGAAUCCUGUGACUGACUGGUGUGUUUGUGCUGAUAGACCAACAGAUCCCUUGUGUAUGUCUAAGGUUACACUUAAUAAUGUACAGCAACUUCCACAGGUCUACAACAUGAGACAUAUCCUAUAGAUAUUGCCUGAAUCUGAUUUAAUUGACCAAAAUCCUGUAAGCUGUAUGCUUCUUACUUCCACUUGUCAAGGUCAUUUAGAAGUAAACCUGGUUAUCAUCCAAGCUCCUUGCAAUUGAAGUUGUACAGUACCAUAAUCUUCUUAAAGGGUAAAGUAAAUUAGCCAGGAUUGGCCGAUUCAGUUCAUAAUACUAGAGUUCUUGUUGGAGGCUUGACUUUAGUAAUAUGACUUAACAACUUUGAAUGUUGAGCAUUCAAUAAUGCUGGAGCAAUUCUUUGAAUUUUGUCAAAAGCCACUUUCGGUGCAGCAGUUACAUGUUUUAAUAUGUAUAUUCAAAUCUCUCAAUAGACCACUUAACCAGAUCCAGUUACUGUGUACAUUCAUAAAUAAUUGUUGCAACAAAAUCAUGGGUAACAGGAAUUUUGUGUACAGAAGAUUGGCAGGAAUACAGGCAGUUUGGGAUUUAGUCAGAAAUUAACAGAAUGGGUAAAAAAACAUAGCUAACAUGGUUAUAGGUGAGAACACAUCCAAUGAAUGGCACAAUAGUACCAAAAAGGCCUUAAAUUACAUUAUUACUGUGAUAUAACAAAAAAAAAUAAGGAAAUCUAUUUCAGCACAGUAUUUUGAUGCUGUUAAAGUUUGAUAUAAUGUGCAGGAACACGUGAUGUCUUUCCCCUUCUAGCAGUAAAACCAGCAAUAAUUACUUGGCAACAAUUAAUAUUUCCAAGUGGUUCUUUGUGGGUUCAGUUAUAUGUUACUUUUAUGAUGGAUUAAAUUGAUUAGUUCUUUGAAGAAACAGAAGUGAAAGAGAAACUGCUAUGUGGUUAAUGGUACUAAACCAGAGUUUAAUAUUCAUAAAGUAAGCAGAGCUUUGUACUGCUACUGAUCACAAUCUUAAUACCAAUAAUAAUUCUUUGUAUCAGUUUUAGUUCAAAUGGUUAUUUUGGAAAGAACGUUUCCCCCACCCACCACCCCCCUUCCUGGUCUUACUGCAUAGUAUCUGUAUUUUAAAAUACGAGAAACUGUGCUGCUGGUUUUACAGCAGUCCUUGCAACUUUGGCCUGUGCGAUUAUGCACUGAAUUGAUUACUGUAUCUGGUUAUAUUCAUCCAAUAUAUGCAUUCCUACUUGUAGAGAUUGGAUAGUCUAGUCCCCAUGUCUGGGUAUUUGUUGAGUAUUUUUCAUUUGUCAUGCCCUUUUAUGCUAGAUAAGUUAAAUGUUCAACCAGCCAAAAUUACAUGUACACUGUACUUUUAGGACAGAUUUACAUGAUUGUACCUUUCCUGUUUAUGUAAUGACAUCCCGUGGUAGAGAAUUUUCUUUCCUCUCCUAAAGUUGCACAUUGCAUCUGUAAACUUUUGUAAAACUAUGCCAGCUGGUACCUUAAGAGUUAACAGUGAUGCUUUUCCUUGGCAGUAACUUUUGCCUCCUAUAAAAUAUUUUCCAGUUUUAAGAGUGAAAAUAAACUGUAACAAUUGUAAUUUUUCAUUUUUUCAGAUGGUUGAAACAAAAAAGAUUGAAAAAUUCUAGUAACCUUAUUGGCUCCCUUUCUUCACACCUGGAAAUAAGCAAAAAGGCCUCUACUCAGGAUUACGCUCAAAUUAAACUUGGGAUGUAAACCAAACUGACAAAAUUUCUGAGAACUGUACCAGCGGUAUCCAGUAGAGGCUGGGUCAGACCAAUGUUUAAUGUUAACAAAGUAGUCAUGAUUCUCCCUUUUCAUGCAAGCCCACAUUGAGGUACAGAUCUUUACAUUAAAUUUGACGCCCUGCCAGGAUGUGGUUACAUUUAAUCAUCUAAUGAUGUUAUACACAGGGUCACAAAUGCUCAGUGAUUUCCUGCAAUUUCUAACUACCCCUUCCACUUACAAAUUAAGUAGAUUGUAAGUAUAGGCAAUUGCUAGCCCAUGAUCAUCUGACCAGCUCAUCUUCUAACCUAUGGAAUGUCCAGAAGUCACGCAACACACUAUAUUCUGAAUAAUAACAGCAGAAAAACUCACCCAAAAUGCCAUCAUAGAAGACAUUUUAAAAUUUAUAUAAUGUGGGCAUGGGUACAAAUUCUUAUAAAAACGUUAGGGUUCUUAGAAUGUAAAACAGGACUAAUCUGCAAACCUAUCACAAUUGGUCUCCAGAAUCCAAAAUUAUCAAAACAGUUUAAUGCUUAUGCAUUUUACAUCGUGCCCACUCGCUGGUGAAGUUUGAAAGAUAUGAAAUGCUUGGCAAUUACUUAACCUCAUUAAUCUCAGCUCCAUAAAAUGGGCUUUGCAAAACUUGAGUCAAUGUUAGCAGCUCAAAUUUUCAUUGUUUAUUAGAUCACCAAUAACUACCUAGCUAAAAUUCAGCUAGGUAUUAUGUAGUAUUUGAAUUCCCAUUUGUUGCUUAGCUUCUAAGCACAGUAAAUUCUUUUAGUUAUCCGUAUGGUGAGAUGCUCCCAAUAUUGCAGUUUCAAUAUUGUUUUGCCUCAAUUUAGUUGACAUUACUAUGGAAAUUGGACUGAAGAUGCUGCAGAAUUCUAUGUCCCUUGGUUAAACAUGAUUCUUGCUGUAGUGUGCCAAGCUUCUUUUGACAAGUUGUCCUUUCCCCAAAAUAGUACCAAGUUUUCUUGCAGAUCACUAUGUCUGGUAAUCAAAUAACUGGAGACUGCUACUUAGUUGCAUCUUCAUUGGUGGAGGAAGAACCAUUGCAUGAUAUACUAAAUUCUCAAAAGAUGCCCACAUGAUUCUGUUCCUUCCUCUCAAUGGUUGGAAUGUACUUUAAUUUGAAGAAUAAUGCAUAAAUAUAAAACUCUUUCAGCAUUUGCAGUAAUUUGUUUCCCUACACAGUCACUGAAAAUGUAUUGUGACAGAAGAUAUAAUUCACCUCUUUUCCCAUUCAUUGUUCCUUCAUAAGUACUCUGAAAUUGACAGUUCAAUACUGAAUAACCUGACACUUAAAAUGUUGAUAUACACCACCACCGCAGGCUGUAUUUCAUCCCCCUAUUAAGUUUCCUGCGAUUCAUUAUUAUUCAUAUCUAACCUAUACCUAGUGUGCAUAAGUUGCAUUUGCCACCUUUGAGAUGGUGCUGUCACCAGAGCUUACAUUACACUAAAACUGUUGGUUCAGUUACCAUGAACAUGAUUUUCAAACAAACUCUUUUCUCCCCUCCACUCCAAAUCAAGAAAUAUCACUUCAUGUAGCACCUAUAGAAUUUGCCUCAAACUUGCAAUAUUUGCCACUGGAUUCAAAACUUUUAAGGCUUCAGGGCUACCACAUUCUAGAAGUUCAUCUUGUUAAAGUGGCUUAAACAUACAUCUAUGAAUAAAAGAGAUUUCUAGACUGUUUGUAAACUCACUUUUAACUGUAUAAAUGACUACUAUUUCAGAAAAAGUCAGUGAAAUUAAAAAAUGUUUAAAAACUAAAUCCUCAAGACUAGGUAUACCUUGGGUCAAUGGUCUUUCCCCUACCCUAACUAUAUUACUGUGCCUAUCCACACUAACCUGCCAACUUGCUAUUAAACAGAUUUCACUUACCAAAUCUAACAUCUUUUUCAAAUUAUAUUAGUUUAAUAAAAUAUACUUUUGGCUUUUAACUCAGCAGUAGGUAAUUAUAAGUCAAGUAGUGUACUUUAUACACAACAUAGCUAAAACCAACACUUAUGCAUUCUAAUAUACUAAAAGCAUCUGGGUAGAGCUUCACUGUUCACUUCCUCUUUCUCUCCUGCCCCAACCACCUCUCUCCCAGUUAGCAACUGGGCAUAUUUGAUUCCAAAAGCCAGCAUUAAUUGACCAUACAUAUAAGUACUGAUCAAGUCUCACCCAAGGCUGUUGUAGAAUGGAGGAAGUAGUGCUCAAGUCUAGAUUUUAACAUAUUUGAGGGCAGCUCUGUUCUAUACAGACUUUAAAAAAACUCUUGAAAUAAGCAGUGGUAUAAUAUUGAUGAAUCAAAUCAAAAUGGCACUGUUGUCAGUGUGGGUGCUGUUUAUAAUUUCAACAUUAGUUUAACAGUUAAUUAUUGAUAACCAUUUAUAGUCUGAAUCACAUGCUGCAAAGUAUACAAAAUGAGGCUUGUAGCAAGUCUCAAACAUAAUGCAGCAUAAGGGAGAACAGGAAAAAUGAUUUAAGACUUUUUUUUUAAAAGGUAAAGAAAAGCAUUUUUGCCUCACCAGAGAGCGUGACUGGAAAAGACUGAAUUCAUGCUGGUUCAAAAAAAUAGCACACUUGUUCCCUAAGCUACCCUGAUUUUAAAGUUGCUUUAACUGUGUUUGUAGAUAAACCUCUAUUAUUUACCUCUUGUAUAAAGCAUAAAAUAAAACUUCAUUUUGUGAAA